CGCUGAACACACUUCUGAAGUUUCAGACCUCAACGGACACUCAGUCAUCUCUGCAGUAAAGCACAAAUCAGCCAAGAUGUGCACAGGUUUCCUCAAAGUUAUGAUGUUCAUCUUCAAUGGUGCCAUCUUUCUGUGUGGCAUAGCCGGUCUGGCAGUUGGUAUAUGGGUGGUGGUGGACAGCGAUUCGCUUCUUGGUUUAUUUGAUUUUGUGGAAAACGCCCCAACUGAGAUAUUCCAAGUGGUCGUCAUAGGCUACGUGUUGAUCGGCGUGGGAGCUCUACUUUUGAUUGUAGGCUUUUUGGGAUGCUGUGGAGCUGUCAAGGAGAGCAGAUGCAUGCUGCUGACGUUCUUCAGCAUCGUGUUGAUCAUCUUCCUUGUCGAGGUCGCCGGAGCCAUUUUGCUGUUUGCCUUCACUGAUGUUGUGGAUGAAAUGUUUGAGGAAUUGGAGGGGGAUGUGAAAGACGCCAUUCAAAGAAAGUACGGGGAGGACAAUGACAUGACCACGCUGUGGAAUACAACCAUGGAGGAGUUCAAGUGCUGCGGAUACAAGAACUACACUGACUUUGAUGGCUCGCCUUUUAACGUGUUGACAAGGGGAUACCCCAGCCCAUGCUGCAGUACACCAGGCAUACCUUGUAAUGAGUCUGGAGCGCACAUGGCGAAUGUUGAUGGUUGCUUUACUAAACUGGUGAAGUUUUUGGAGGAUAACUCUUUCAUCAUUGCCGGCGUAGCUCUCGGAAUAGCUGCUAUUGAGAUUGCAGCCAUGGUGGUUUCUAUGGUUCUCUACUGCAAUGCUGGCAGAAAGUCACGAUGAUUCACGUUUCGAACGAUGUUAAGAUCCUUGUCAUUGGUUAUAAUAUAAAACAGCUUCUCU
Molecule: messenger RNA, 874 nt
Organism: Cyprinodon variegatus (sheepshead minnow)
Lineage: Eukaryota; Metazoa; Chordata; Actinopteri; Cyprinodontiformes; Cyprinodontidae
Product: tetraspanin-1-like
Exons: 8
Coding region: 77-814 (245 amino acids)
Cellular component (GO): membrane
Source: RefSeq, a predicted model, not a curated record